AUCACUAAUGAUCUGUGGCAUUAUUCUGCAAGUCAAUGAAAAUCUCUAGUCAAUGGCCAAAAUGAUCUAAUAAGUAAGAUUUUAGUUUCCAAACAAAGGGCUUAAGUAGGCUAGUGUCCUUCUGAAACAUCCUCUUUUGAUGUUUUUUCCCUGACAGAUUUCUCACUUUGCUGAAAUCUUGAUAAAGAAUAUAUGGGAAACUUUUGCUCGAUCUCCAUAUCAUGCGAUAAAUUACUCUCUGGUUGCUUGGAUUUCGCUUUCAGAAAAGCUGUCUACAUAUCCAAGCUUAAAGAAAAUAUCGAUGGUUUGAAGAUUGCAGUGGAAGAACUAACAGAUCUACGUAAUGAUGUGACGAGAAGAGUGAAAGUUGACGAGGAGCAACAAUUGAAGCGGCUAGACCAGGUACAAAGGUGGAUUUUAAGGGCAGAAGCUGCUAUAGAUAAAGCUAAUGAAUUGCUAAGAGAAGGUUCCCAAGAAAUUGAAAGACUGUGUCUUAGAGGUUACUGUUCCAAGAACUACAAGUCAAGCUACAGGUUUGCCAAAGAAGUGGAUAAGAGGCUACGGGAUGUGGCUGAUUUAAAGGCCAACGGAGAUUUCGAAGUGGUGGCUGAGAGGGUUCCUGCGGCUUCAGGAGUUCCAAGGCCCAGUGAACCAACAGUGGGGUUGGAGUCAACAUUCAAUCAGGUGUGGACCUUCCUGAGAGAAGAAAAACAGGUGGGAAUUGUAGGGUUAUAUGGAAUGGGGGGUGUCGGAAAAACUACCCUCUUGACUCAAAUCAACAACGAGUCUCUCAAGACACUCGAUUAUUUUGAUAUUGUGAUAUGGGUAGUGGUGUCAAAAGAUUUGAAACUUAACACUAUUCAAGAAAGCAUAGGGAGAAAAAUAGGCUGUUCUGAUGAUUUGUGGAAGAAUAAAAGCCUUGACGAAAAAUCUGUGGACAUAUUUACUGCCUUGCGCCAUAAAAGGUUUGUGAUGUUGUUGGAUGAUAUCUGGGAGAGGGUUGAUUUAAAAAAACUUGGAGUUCCUCUUCCUGAUAUGAAAAACGGUUCCAAGGUAGUUUUCACAACUCGUUCCGAAGAAAUUUGCGGCCUGAUGGAUGCUGACAAAACUGUGAGGGUAAAUUGCUUGGAAGGGGACCAUGCUUGGGAUUUGUUUCGGAAAAAAGUAGGAGAUCAAACUCUUGGUGGUCAUCCUGAUAUUCCUGAACUCGCAAGAGAUGUUGCCAGUGAAUGUGGAGGUUUGCCCCUUGCGCUCAUCACUAUUGGUCGGGCUAUGGCUUGCAAGAAAACACCUCAAGAAUGGCGUCAUGCUAUCCAGGUCUUAAGGAAAUCAGCUUCAAAAUUUUCAGGCAUGGGAGAUGAGGUAUUCCCUCUGUUGAAGUUUAGUUAUGAUAAUCUAUCCAAACAAAAAAUAAGAAAUUGUUUUCUGUACUGUAGUCUCUUUCCAGAGGACUUUCUGAUAAAUAAAAAUGAUCUGAUAGAUUAUUGGAUUGGUGAGGGAAUUUUAGAUGGAAGUGAUGGCAGGGAAGUGGUAGAGAAUUGGGGGUAUCACUUUAUCGGUUGUCUUCUCCAUGCAUGUUUAUUGGAAGAUAAAGAUGAUUGCGUGAGAAUGCAUGAUGUGAUUCGCGAUAUGGCUUUGUGGAUAGCAUCUGAUAUUGAAAGGGAUCAACAAAAUUUUUUCGUGCAAACUGGAGCUCAAUCAAGUAAGGCUCCGGAGGUUGGAAAAUGGGAAGGUGGCAGAAAGGUUUCGUUUAUGGCAAAUCAUAUAGAACAUCUUUCAGAAACACCAAACUGCUCCAAUCUUCAAACUUUGUUUCUUGGUAGUAUUCAUUUGAAAAAAAUCUCCAGAGGUUUCUUCCAAUUUAUGCCUAAACUAACAGUUCUAGACUUGUCAAAUAACAAUUCCCUACUCGGAUUGCCUAGGGAUGUUUGGAAGUUGGUUUCGUUACAAUAUCUGAAUCUUUCACGGACAGGCAUAAAGGAGUUGCCAACAGAGUUGAAUGAAUUGGUAAAGUUGAGAUAUUUGAACCUGGAGUAUACGCAUUCGCUCUAUCUACUACCACACGGAGUGAUAUCUGGCUUCCCGAUGAUGCAUGUAUUAAGAAUGUUCCGUUGUGGUUCUUCUGAACAGGCAGCUGAAGACUGUAUUCUUUCGAGAGACGAAUCCUUGGUGGAAGAACUGCAGUGCUUGGAAAAACUGAAUAUGCUGACUGUCACCAUAAGAAGUGCUGCUGCUCUUGAGCGAUUGUCAAGCUUCCAAGGGAUGCAGAGUUCUACUCGAGUUCUAUACCUCGAGCUUUUCCAUGAUUCAAAGCUAGUUAAUUUUUCAUCAUUAGCAAAUAUGAAAAAUCUGGAUGCUCUGCACAUUUGUCAUUGUGGGAGUUUGGAAGAGUUGCAGAUUGACUGGGAAGGGGAACUACAAAAGAUGCAAGCUAUCAACAACCUUGCCCAAGUGGCCACAACGGAGAGACCCUUCCGCAGCCUCUCCAGUGUAUAUGUAGAAAAUUGCUUGAAAUUGAGUAACUUGACAUGGCUUAUACUAGCACAAAACCUUACAUUUCUUAGGAUAUCAAACUGCCCUAAACUGGUAGAAUUAGCAAGUGUUGAGAAACUGCCUGAGGUUCCUGAGUUGGUGGAAAAUUUAAACCCAUUUGCAAAACUCAAAGCUGUCGAAUUAUUAUCCUUGCCAAAUCUAAAAAGCUUCUUUUGGAAUGCCCUGCCACUACCAUCAGUGAAGGAUGUCCGAGUUGUUGACUGCCCGUUUCUGGAUAAGCGGCCUCUCGAUACUAGCAGAGCCAGUCAGUAAAAUGACUACACAGGGAGAAAAAACUGGUAGCAAGAUCUGCUGAGAUGGCAGAAUGAAGCUACAAAAACAAUGAUUUUCUUCAUCGCUUCUUCAUAUUGCACAGAAUCGCAAAUUUGUUUUAGUUCGUAAUUUUUCUUUUCUGCCUUCCUUCUUUAUCUCCCCAUUUUUUUCUCUUGUUCCUAGUUUGUAAUCCAGUCUUAUCCACUUGUAUUUCAUUGAAUUCUGAAUAUUGUUUGUUUGAGUGUUUGAUAGUAUCUUCUUUGUGUUCAAA
Molecule: messenger RNA, 3076 nt
Organism: Populus euphratica (Euphrates poplar)
Lineage: Eukaryota; Viridiplantae; Streptophyta; Magnoliopsida; Malpighiales; Salicaceae
Product: probable disease resistance protein At5g63020
Exons: 1
Coding region: 193-2805 (870 amino acids)
Molecular function (GO): ADP binding
Source: RefSeq, a predicted model, not a curated record